Messenger RNA from Culex quinquefasciatus (southern house mosquito), 1172 nucleotides. RefSeq names its product clavesin-1. The transcript has 2 exons. The record is from RefSeq and is a predicted model, not a curated record. Gene Ontology annotation, cellular component: membrane. The coding region runs from base 297 to 1082 and encodes 261 amino acids. Lineage: Eukaryota; Metazoa; Arthropoda; Insecta; Diptera; Culicidae. Gene Ontology annotation, molecular function: phosphatidylinositol bisphosphate binding.
CUUGCAUUUUUCUCCGGUUUCUAUUAUGAGGACAUUUAUGUGAACAUAGGCAGUUCAGUUCCCUUACGAAAUCACAACUUUUCAAGGUCCCUCUGUGCACUUUUGGAAAACUGAAGCAAAAGCAACUUUUACAACAUGCAUCGAACCUUGUUAAACUUUUUACAGGCAGUCUACCCUAGAAAAAGGGGAAAGGCAAACACUUCCGGUUUCUUCCUUGUAGAAUAAGCUCAAAAACUCACUAGAACAUCCAGUGAGGCUAGUUUGAAUUGAGCACUCGAGAAGUGUAGUUGAGCGUCAUGGCUCCGUUUCUUAGUGUUGAGAAAAUCCCUGCCACGUAUGACCAGUACCAAACCACGCUGGAACCAAGGUAUCUGGAACGGGCUCGUAUAGAAAUCAAUGAGGAGAGUUUCCGAAGAGAACCCGCGAUAGCUCGGAUGCGCGAGUUCAUCGCAAAACACCCGCAAAUCCAGCGAUGUCGUACGGAUACCAUCUUCCUGCUGAGGUUCCUCCGGUACCGGAAGUUCAACGUGGAGGCCGCUUGUGAAGCGCUCGAAAAGUACCUUACGGCGUUGCAAGUGUCACGGGAGUUUUUUAACGUAGAUCUCGACAAUCCAAUUAUCAAGGAGUGCCUGUGUGUUCCACUCGGACCAAAGAGCGAUGGCAGUUUGGUGUUUCUGAUGCGACUAGGAUCCGUCGAUCCGGCAACAUUCCUGCCGGAGGAGGUAGUGAGUUUAAAUAUGAUUGCGCUGGAAACGUACGGGAAUCUAGAAGUUUACCAAGUGACUGGAGUUACGCCCGUGAUCGAUCUCCUCGGCACGACUUUGGGUCACGUUGGGGCGGUUACGUUGCCAAAACUGAAAAUUAUGAUGGAUGCAGUAAACCAAUUUAUGGGAGCGCGAAUCAAAAAGAUUCACAUUGUUCAUCUGUCCAAAUUGGCCACUCCCGUGGUGGAGUUGUGUCUCAAGGCACUGCCGGUCAAGCUGCAGCAAAGAGUGAAGGUAAGAUGUGCAAAGUUUGAUCUCAAAUUUGAGUGUGAAGGAAAAAUCUCAUGUCUGAUUGCUCGAAUUAAUUUUAUUUUGUAAACAUGUUAAGAUACAACACUUAAGAGGGGUACCUUGUAUGUACCAAAAGCAAAAUUAAUUUACCACCGCUCAGGGUUACACUAUCACUCG